Molecule: messenger RNA, 2969 nt
Organism: Magallana angulata
Lineage: Eukaryota; Metazoa; Mollusca; Bivalvia; Ostreida; Ostreidae
Exons: 12
Coding region: 115-1389 (424 amino acids)
Biological process (GO): nucleocytoplasmic transport; activation of GTPase activity
Cellular component (GO): cytosol; nucleus; perinuclear region of cytoplasm
Molecular function (GO): GTPase activator activity; small GTPase binding
Source: RefSeq, a predicted model, not a curated record
ACGGUUUAAAAAGACCGUAACAACAGUCAACAAAGAGAACGGUUGAUUUAGCGGGACCUAAAAUCGUAGUCUAAUGUGUUGUUGAGAAGACUUUUUAAAAAUUCUUUUUGAAAGAUGCCCAAAAAGAGUGGAAAAAAGGGUAAGGGAAAAGGAAAGAAGAAGGCUAAGAAGACCAUAGCAGGGGCAGAGGACAUUGUUCACAGUCUCCUAAAAAGCUACGAGAGGAACUGUGGGCUGACAGAGUCCCAGAUAAGUCCUCGGAUCAAAAGUGCCCUGAGAGCCUGCAAGGAGAAUGAAACCGUUCUGUCAACAUUCAUCUUGGAGCCUGUGCCUUUGGAGAAGGAGGGAGACCUGCCGGUGCUGUUGGAACCACUGAUUGCUGCCUUCAGACAGGAGCGAUACAUCCACAUACAGGAUCUAUAUGUAUGGAACUACCCAAUGACGUACGAAAACAUGGCCACCGUGGCCUUGCUGUUGGAGAAAGGAUGUUAUCCCCUGCGGUACCUAGAGUUCCUGGACUGUCUCCUAGAGGGUUACUCCCUCCAGCGUUUGACCCGGUCAUUCAACAUCUGCUCCACCUUGACCUCUGUCACACUGGACUACAAUGAGUUUGGAGAUGAAGGGGCUCGCUGUUUCUGCAAGGGAAUGGAGGGGAACAUCACCUUACUCUCUGUUAGCAUGUGUUACUGUGAUCUGGGGGUAGAAAGCGGGGACAUCCUAGGGAAAAUGCUGGUCAAAACAGCAGUUAGGGAGCUGUACUUGGAUGGAAACAAUCUAGAAUGUAAAGGGUUAGUUAAUCUCAUCAGCUUGUGUGCGGAACAGGCUUUUUACGAGUCAACAAUGAGAGCAGAGGAGGCAGCCAAAAAACUCCAGGAGGAGGCUGAGAAAGCUGAACGAGAGAGUAAGCUUACCCCUCAACAAAAACGUGAGAGAGAACAGGGUUACAGAUCCUCGGGAUUAUCUGGGGAUGAAGAUGGUAUUGAUGGAAAGAAGAAAAAGAAAAAGAAAGGCAAGAAAAAGAAGAAGAAGGAGCCACCACCCCCGCCCGCUGUGGGACCCUGGAUCCACAAACUACAUGUAGCAGACAACGGGAUCGAUGGUCUCGCAUUCAAGAAAGAGUUAGCUCCCUUGCAAAUGAUCAGAAUUCUUAAAAAGCUGAUAAUGUUUUCCAACUGCUUUGAAGAGUUGGAUUUAGAGAAAAAUUUGAUUGGCGACAUGGCUGCAAAGGAAGUUUUAGAUGCAUUGGAGCAUAGAAAAGAGACUGAAAAGUUGGGAGGUUGUAAGGUGAGAGUCACCAGCCGGAUAAAGAAGGACACGUUUGAUGGUAUCCUAAAACUUGGCUCUGGUCUCAAGAAAAAGAAGAAAGGAGGCAAAAAGAAAAAGAAAUAGUUCAGGAUUACUGCUGUAUCCCAGUAUACAACUGAUAAAAACAUGGAGGUGAAAAAGGUCAUCUGUUGCAUGAAUACAGACUCUUAUUCAUGGAUGCUUGGAUUGAAGGUGUACAGACCAUUGCUUUAUAAACAAAACGCCUACAAACCUCAGAAAUACUUUGUCCUCACCAAAGACGUCAUUGUGUGCAUUAUUAGGUAUCCAUUGUGAUGUUUGAGCAAAAAUACAUUUAUGGACAUUUCUGCAUCAUCUUGAUAAUAUAGGAUACAUGUAUCUCUCUAUAUUUGGUUAGAACAGGGUUUAUGCAUGUUCAUCCAUUCAUUGAUAUCACAGCAUUAUGGAAGAUAUCAGAAUCUAGUCAUGUAAGGAAAUCUAUUUGGAAAACAUAUCAUUCUGUUAAGGAGGCGGGGUGUUCAAGAAAUCACCCAUCAGUUCUACCUUAUACUGUAAAUUUGAAAGUUGAACACUGUAAUUUUUUAAGCUACAAACUAUUAUCAAGUAAAGAAAAAAUCGAUAUGUUUUAACUGUAGAAUUUGAAUGUUUUUCUAUAUCUUUAUAUAGAGCUCUUUGUUUAAUGAGAUACAUAUGGUCAAAAAUUGGCCAUGACCCUUAAGCCCUCUUAAUGUUUACUUUUAAGUUUUAUCGAAGGAUUAUUGUUUCUGUAUAGGCAAAACUGAUCAGCUUUAAAAAUGAUUUUCUGCACCUGUACUUUAUGAAUCAUUAACCAAAUUCGAACGACAAAACUUUGCCAUUGAACUAGUGGAUUAAACAAUUAUUAUACCUCAGUAUGCUUAUGUACACAUUGUAUAAAAUUAAUGUUGAAAUUUAUUUAAAAAAAAACAUUUUCUUUUCUGUACGAAUUUUAGAAGUUAAUUUAUUGUAAUGUUAUUUUCAAGUUUAUGGGGGCAAAAGUAACUUUAAAGUUGCCAGUUUUUAAGGAAGCUCUUAUUUGUAUUAUAUUCUGUAGUGAACACUCACAAUUGGUGCUUUAUUCGCAAUUAUGUACGUAAAUUUUUUAUCUAAAUGUAUAAUUCUUCAUACAUUUGACCAGUAGAUCUCAUGGUAUCAUCAAAUAUGUUUUUGUAUUCAACAUACCGUAAGCAAACUAAUAUAGUAUUUGUUCUGUAACAUGUAUUGUUAAUGAAGUAGCCUGUUUGUAAGCUUUUACAGUAGAUGUGUUUUAACAAUAACAUUACCUCAAAUUGGACACUUUACAAAUAAUUUGUUAGUAUAGCAAUAUGAGUAUUUGAAUACGGUUAAUUUAUGUGGAAUAUUUGCUGUGAUCUUUGUCCAUUUUAUUGAUUUGAAUUCUGAGAGAGAGAGAGAGAGAGAGAGAGAGAGAGAUGAGACUUUCAAUGAUGAUUGACCAUGUUUUUGACUUUUUGAUACAUUGUUUCACUGUUUUUCUAUUUUGUAGUGUAAAUCUAAUGUUAUCUUUAUAAUCUUAUCAAUUCUUUUGAACCUCUGUGAUAUACGCGUUACAUGUACUACAUGUGUAGUAUGUUCUUUCAAAUAUUGUUUAAACUUUUAAUAAAGAUAUGAAAUUUAUUUAAAUAAAUAAUUAAGUCUUAUUUUUUAAA